Molecule: messenger RNA, 2067 nt
Organism: Ornithorhynchus anatinus (platypus)
Lineage: Eukaryota; Metazoa; Chordata; Mammalia; Monotremata; Ornithorhynchidae
Gene: TBXAS1
Product: thromboxane A synthase 1
Exons: 13
Coding region: 258-1862 (534 amino acids)
Molecular function (GO): heme binding; thromboxane-A synthase activity; iron ion binding
Source: RefSeq, a predicted model, not a curated record
UGCAGUUCCCUGUGGCUUUCCCCCUCACCCCUCCCGGCUUUUCCUUCUUCCCGACAGCAGUGGAGUCUGAGAAAAGAGGCCACGGUUUGGGGACCCGACGGGAUUUGACACCCUGUGCCGAGUUCCUCUUUCUCCAGAGACGGUGCUUCCUGUAACUGUGGUGCAGCCGACAGCGAGAACUGUCUUGCUUGCGUCUGGUCGCCUGCCUCUCCGGGGGGACCCCCGCGUCCUCCCCUCAGCUGGGGAGGCCAGGAGCCAUGGCGCUCCCGGGACUUCUCUGCGGAAACCUGGACUGGACGGCCGUGACCUUGGGGUCGCUGCUGCUGCUGCUCUUCGUCCUGUUGAAGUGGUAUUCCACUUCUGCGUUUUCCCAGCUGGAGAAGCUGGGCAUCCGGCACCCGCCCCCCACCCCGUUCAUCGGCAACCUGACGCUUUUCUGCCAGGGAUACUGGGAAAGCCACAGGGAGCUGAUCGAGACCUACGGACCUCUCUGCGGGUACUACCUCGGUCGGCAAAUGUAUAUAGUAGUGUCAGAGCCGGAGAUGAUUGAGAAGAUCUUGGUGAAGGACUUCGGCAACUUUACCAACAGAAUGGUGUCGGGCUUGAUCCCUAAACCCCUCAGCGACAGCGUCGUUUUUCUACACGGCAAGAGAUGGUCGGAGGUCAGGUGGGCAUUAACGCCCGCAUUUGGCCCUGAGAAGCUGAACCAGAUGCUUCCGCUCAUCGACCGGGCCUGCGACACCCUGCUGACCAACCUCAGGGUGCGGGCGGAAUCGGGAGCGGCUCUCGACAUCCACAGGUCCUUCGGCUGCCUCACCCUGGACAUCGUCGCCAGCCUGGCCUUUGGUUUGCAGGUGGACUCCCAGCGGGACCCGGGAGACCCCUUCGUCCAGCACUGCAGACGCUUCUUCGAGCAGUCCGUCCCCAGGCCGGUGCUCUUCUUGCUCCAUGCAUUUCCCUUCUUGGCCCCCCUGGCCCGGGCCCUUCCCAGCAAGAGCCGGGACGAGCUGAGCGACUUCUUCAGGCGGGCGGUCCAGGACGUGAUGGCGCGGCGCUCUCGGCAGCCUGCCGGUGAGCGGCGCAGGGACUUCCUCCAGGAGAUGCUUGACGCCCACGGACGGAUCGGCCUUCCCGGGCCGGAGCAGCCGGACGCCGCCGGACCCGGGGCCGCCCCCGGCCGGGCCCCGGAGCCCUUGACGGAGGACGAGCUGGUCGGCCAGGCCCUGGUCUUCCUGAUCGCCGGCUACGCCACCGCGGCCAACACGCUGUCCUUCGCCACCUAUCUGCUAGCCACCCACCCCGAGGUCCAGGGGAAGCUGCUGAGGGAGGUGGACGAGUUCGGCGAGAGCCACGGGGAGCCGCCCACAUUCAGCAGCCUGCAGGAAGGCCUCCCCUACCUGGACAUGGUCAUUGCCGAGACCCUGCGCAUGUACCCACCGGCCUUCAGGUUCACCAGGGUAGCGGCCCAAGACUGCGAGGUGAUGGGCCAGCGCAUCCCGGCCGGAGCGGUCGUAGAAACAGCAGUCGGCCACCUGCACCGCGAUCCCGCGUACUGGCCCGAGCCGGAGAAAUUCCUCCCCGAGAGAUUCGACCCAGAGACGGGGCAGCGGCCCCCACCCUGCGCGUACCUGCCCUUCGGCGCCGGGCCCCGGGCCUGCCUGGGAACCCAGCUGGGGCUGCUGCAGAUCAAGUUGGCACUGCUCCGCACCCUGCGGGCGUUCAGAGUCGCCCGCUGCCCGGGCACCCAGGUCCCGCUGCGGCUCACGUCCCAGGCCACUCUGGGGCCCCGAGAUGGGGUCGUCGUCCAGCUCCUGCCUCGCCAGGGUCCCCCGCCUGCCCCAGGCCCCCGCCAGCCCAGCUGAACCACGGCACGCGGCCCCGGGAUCGGACACCGCACAGCGGAUAGGCCGGCUCGCCACUUCCGUCCCUUUUCCCCCUCACUCCGACCCGCAGCCCCUUCCAGAUGGGGAGCUCCCGGGGCCCUCCCGGGCCCGGGCUGGACCACCCCAGCGCUGGGAUCUGGACUCUGCUCAUUCUCCAGGAUUUAAUAAAGGUGUAUUCAGCUGC